AUGGGUCUGGGGGGGACCGAGCCAGCAGCAGCGGGACCAGUGGUAGCAGGACCAGCAGCGGGACCUGGCACGAACAGGACGGCAGCGACCAACCGUUCAGGACAAGGACAGGGGGGGGCACCAGGGCCAAGAACAGGGUCGGGAUCAGGGUCAGGACCCAUUGGCCGACGGACGAGCAGCCUCAAGACGACGGGCAGCCCUCAAAAGAAGUUGACGCCGCCGCCGCAGCUGCACGAGAGGAGCCUCCUCCUGCACGAGGGACCGCCAGCGUCCGUCUCUGUCUCUGUCUCUGUCAGUCGGCCACGAAACCCGGAUCAUCAUCAUCAUCAUCACCACCAGCAACAUCACCGCCAGCCCGAGGCACCGCAGCCGCCGCAUCGCUCGCAGUCGCUGUCCAUCCAGGAGCAGCAACAGCAGCAGCAGCAACAACAGCAGCAGCAACCGACGCCGCCCACACAACGGCUGCAGAUAUAUCUAAGAGGAGGCACCGCCGAAAGAACAAACGCCCAGGGUCAGAAACAGGGCCACGCGCCGCAAUUCCAGCCCGUCCAGCCGUACCAGUUCCAGGUGCCAGGACGAGAGCCAGGAGGUCUAGGAGGAGGAGGAGGACGACAAGGAGGAGGAGAACUGCCAUCCGCCACGCGCAGUCGCGACACCAUCGCCAACUACAACCGCAAGCACCGCGAGACGCACGGCUCGACGAGCACGCUGCACAACCCGAACCACUGGCCCGACACGUUCCGCAGCCCGCGCGGCGGACUCGGCAUCGAGCACAACACCGACAGCAACAAGAACAGCAAGAACAACACCCCGGAGACGCCGUUGACGCCGCCGGAUCACGAGGCAGAAGCCGGACGGCCAAAGACGCGUCCCGACGGGAGUGAGUUGGGGAAAGACAGCAGCAACCUCGACGAUCUCGACACUCUCGCCCCCCCGCGCAACUACCGCAGCCACCGCGACGCCUCGGGCUACUGGCGCCCUGCUUCCUCCAUCUACUCGGACUGCAACGACAACUACACCUCCCCUGUCUCCCCCAAAUUCGCCAACGUGGCUGCCCCCGACGUCUACUCCUCCGCUGUUGCGGACAUCUCCCCCCCGAGCUCUCCUGACAUGGACGCUCACGGGAAUCGGACCCCGACGUCCCACGACGGCAAUGUCUCGCCCAUUGAUGACACCCCGGAUGUGUCGCAGAUCGACAUCAACGCCGAGCAGGGGCAGCAGCAGCAGCAACCAACCCCUUCGCCCCAGCAAAAGACAAAUAUCCCCAUGAUGCGCCGCGAACGUCGCAAGAACCAAGAGGCCGCUACCCAUCCCCUCCGGGAGACCAAAUCCCAGCAGCGUCUGCGCAUCCAGCGCGAGACCAAGUGGGACGACUUGACGGGCGAACCCACGUCCCACGACACGGGCCGUGCGGGUCAGGUCAGACCACAAGAAUACGCCCAGGAGUUCGGUGCGAACCAACCCUUCGGGAAGUCCCCGGCCGCCCUGAGAGCCAUGCAGAACGCACCACAGGCCCAGCAGACGUUUGGUGACCGACUGCGGAGGUUGAGGCCCAGCGCCGGAAAGCAGCAGGAGAAGCAGCAGGAGAAGCAUCAGCAGCAGCAGCAGCAGCAACAGCAUCAAAAUCCUCCCGAGUCUGCCACCGCGGCUGUUGACGCCCUCGACGAACGCCCGCCCUGGCGCGGUGCAAGCGGGCGCACGCCCAUUGUCAACCCCGUCCGUGACACCAAGCCCGCAACGCCUCUCAACAUCCUUCCCAAGAGCACGAGACGCGCCGCCGUUGGCCCUCGGCUGCCCAUCGCCGGCGUCAACUCGCCGCUGUCCCCUGUUAGUCCCUCGAAUUCUGAAACGUCACCGCGCUCGAGGACGCCCACCAUCAGGACUGUCAUCAACGCUCCCCGCCAGCUGACUGCUUCGCCCUCCCCCUCGUCCACGCUCACAGUCACUCGAACCCCUCCGCCCGCACAGUCGGCCUAUCCCAGUCCCCCCAACUCGGGCGCUGGUGUCCAGUCGCCUCCCCUACAUGCGACGCCCGAGGCCACCGCCCCCGUUACCAAUGUCGCGACCCGACAGCGUCCACCCCUGCCGGGUCUGGGCCUGCCCGCUUCCCCUAAUGCGCAUCUCGGCCAAGACAGAGCCAUCCGGAGAAAGCCUCCUCCUGCCAACAACGACACAACCAUCACCACCACCACCACCAACAAUCACAGCAGCAGCAGCAGCAGCAGCAGAAACACACACGCCCUGCACGCACCGAAACCGUCGUACUCGUCGAGCGUUUAUUCUGACCUGACGAUCCAAGCACCGAGCAUUCGCGAAAAGUCGCCUGCAGUCUUCACUCAACCUGCAGCCGUCACCACUCAACCCGCAACUAGUCGUCCUGCAGCUACUCGACCUGCAGCUGCUCAACCUGCAUCCACUCAACCUGCAGCUGCUCAAUCCAACGAGCCUUGGGCUCAGCCUCCCUCGAGAUUUAGCGACACGACCUACGCCGCCUCGUCCCCGGAUACACCCCGCGCGUCCGCUGACACGAACCGGCCCCCCGUGCCGACCCUGCCGACGCCCCCCCACCAGGCAGACGGUGUCAUGAACCGCAAGCGCCCGCCUGUCCUCAAGUCCACGAGCCCAUCCAUCAACCCCGACGAGCCCUUUGUCAUCUCCAUGUCGUCCCCCUAUAUGUCGGGCGCCUUCACCGAAGACACUUCGCCGCCCGCCGCUCGCACUCAGCUGCCCAGCCAGAAGCAGCCGUUGCUGCCACGCACCAGUUCCGCCAGCCUCUUCAGCAACUCGAGCCGUCCCGACUCGCUCUGGUCCACUAGCAAAGCCCUGCCGCCGCCGCCGACCGAGCUAUCCAUGGUCAACGACCGCGUCGGGUACCUCAACGCCCGCCUCGAGUCGUUGGGCAACCGCCGCAUCAACAUCAACCAGGCCAUCAAGCAGAUGACGGAACUGAUGCCCACCGACAGCAUCCUCGCCAGCGAGGCCGUCCUCCGCAAACGCGAGGCCGAGAAGCGCAAGGUCGAGGCCCUCAAGCUCGAGCUUUCCGAGGUCCAGCGCGAGGAGUACGAGAUCGGCCUCAAGCUGCACAGGGCCUACAAGAGGAUGGACCGCAACGCCGAGUACGAGCCAACGACGCUGUGGGUGAGGAGGGUCACUGGCUAAUCCUGGCCCCGUUAUGAGGGGUUCUUGUUGCUUUGUGCGAGGCAUCUUCAAAGCCCUAUUUACGACGGGCGAUCAAAACGGAUAGGCUUCGGUGUGGCUUGGGGUUGCGGACAGAGGCGGAAGCGUUUCAGACGAGUUUGCGCCGUUGAAAGUGGACAUGGAUGCGAAGCACGGAGUUUAUGGGCUUUGAACCGACUUGGCUCCUUGUCGAUUUUACCUAGUUUUGUUUUAAAGGGGGAGCGGAC
Colletotrichum destructivum is the source of this 3404-nucleotide messenger RNA. RefSeq lists its product as uncharacterized. NCBI's taxonomy places the organism in Eukaryota, Fungi, Ascomycota, Sordariomycetes, Glomerellales, Glomerellaceae. Bases 1 to 3159 code for a protein of 1052 amino acids. The record is from RefSeq and is a predicted model, not a curated record. The transcript has 3 exons.